This is a messenger RNA of Tympanuchus pallidicinctus (lesser prairie-chicken), 3947 nucleotides long. RefSeq names its product signal recognition particle 54 kDa protein. Gene Ontology annotation, molecular function: ATP hydrolysis activity; 7S RNA binding; GTPase activity. Gene Ontology annotation, biological process: SRP-dependent cotranslational protein targeting to membrane; SRP-dependent cotranslational protein targeting to membrane, translocation. NCBI's taxonomy places the organism in Eukaryota, Metazoa, Chordata, Aves, Galliformes, Phasianidae. Gene Ontology annotation, cellular component: cytosol; signal recognition particle, endoplasmic reticulum targeting. The record is from RefSeq and is a predicted model, not a curated record. Bases 193 to 1917 code for a protein of 574 amino acids. The transcript has 17 exons.
CAGCCGGCGCGUGCCCCGGCGGCGGAAGUGCGCUGAGAGCGUAGGCGAGUGGUGACGUCUCCCCGGUCGGUAGGAGCGGGUCGCCGCUGCCGGUGGCAGAGCGCGGAGGCAGCGCAGUGCCGCCCGGCCCCGCCAGCAGCAGGCCCCGCGCCGCCCCAACGAUUCUUCUGAGGUCAGUUUGAAGCCGCCAAAAUGGUUCUAGCAGAUCUUGGAAGAAAAAUUACUUCAGCGUUGCGCUCACUGAGCAAUGCUACAAUUAUCAACGAAGAGGUUUUAAAUGCUAUGUUAAAAGAAGUAUGCACAGCAUUACUGGAAGCUGAUGUUAAUAUUAAACUUGUGAAGCAACUAAGAGAAAAUGUCAAGUCUGCAAUUGAUCUUGAAGAAAUGGCAUCUGGCCUUAACAAGAGAAAAAUGAUUCAGCAUGCUGUCUUUAAAGAACUUGUUAAACUUGUAGAUCCUGGAGUUAAAGCAUGGACACCUACCAAAGGAAAACAGAACAUUAUAAUGUUUGUUGGUUUGCAAGGAAGUGGUAAAACGACAACCUGUUCAAAGUUAGCAUACUUCUAUCAAAGGAAAGGUUGGAAGACGUGUUUAAUAUGUGCAGACACAUACAGAGCAGGUGCUUUUGACCAAUUAAAGCAGAAUGCAACAAAAGCAAGAAUUCCUUUUUAUGGGAGUUAUACAGAAAUGGAUCCUGUAAUUAUUGCAUCAGAAGGUGUUGAGAAAUUUAAGAAUGAAAACUUUGAAAUUAUCAUCGUUGAUACAAGUGGACGUCACAAACAGGAAGACUCGUUGUUUGAAGAGAUGCUACAAGUUGCUAAUGCCAUACAACCAGAUAAUAUUGUGUAUGUGAUGGAUGCUUCCAUUGGCCAAGCUUGUGAAGCUCAAGCUAAAGCUUUCAAAGAUAAAGUAGAUGUAGCUUCUGUCAUUGUGACUAAGCUUGAUGGACAUGCAAAAGGAGGUGGCGCCCUUAGUGCAGUUGCUGCUACAAAGUCUCCUAUUAUUUUUAUUGGAACUGGUGAGCACAUAGAUGACUUCGAACCCUUCAAAACACAGCCUUUCAUCAGCAAACUUCUUGGCAUGGGUGAUAUUGAAGGAUUGAUAGAUAAGGUAAAUGAAUUAAAGUUGGAUGAUAACGAGGCACUCAUAGAAAAGCUCAAACAUGGUCAGUUUACACUAAGAGAUAUGUAUGAACAAUUCCAAAACAUCAUGAAAAUGGGACCAUUCAGUCAGAUCCUGGGUAUGAUUCCUGGUUUUGGGACUGACUUUAUGAGUAAAGGCAAUGAACAAGAAUCAAUGGCAAGGCUAAAGAAAUUGAUGACUAUAAUGGACAGUAUGAAUGAUCAAGAACUUGACAGUACAGAUGGUGCCAAAGUAUUCAGUAAGCAGCCAGGAAGAAUCCAAAGAGUAGCAAGAGGUUCAGGUGUUUCUACUAGAGAUGUCCAGGAGCUUUUGACCCAAUACACUAAAUUUGCACAGAUGGUGAAAAAGAUGGGAGGUAUCAAAGGACUUUUCAAAGGUGGUGAUAUGUCCAAGAAUGUAAACCCAUCACAGCUGGCCAAGCUGAACCAACAGAUGGCGAAGAUGAUGGAUCCAAGAGUCCUUCAUCAUAUGGUGUGUGAUUUCCUUGGGGAAAAGAUUGCAUCUGUUCUGGGGAUAAGCACUCCAAAAUACCAAUAUGCCAUUGAUGAGUAUUACAGAAUGAAGAAAGAGGAAGAAGAGGAGGAACAGGAAAACAGGAUGUCAGAAGAAGCAGAAAGACAGCAUCAGGAGCAGCAGGACAAGCCCCAGGCUGAGGCUCCUGUCCAAACAGACCAGCCUGAAGCAACAAGUACUUCCUUUGUGAAUGUAAACUUUGAAAAUGAGGGAGAUUGCCAGUCUGUUGUGGAAAAUAAGCAAGAUGUAGUUUCUACUUAAGUGAAAAGCUCUGUGUACUGUAGGAAAUAGGAAGUGUCAGGUGUCACAGUCUGGCUACAAGCAGAAAAAUAGGAUUAUACUUGUUCAGUGUAAUACAACUUUUAGCGUUCUUAUUGAUCAGGAGAGAGCUAAGUGAUGUCUCUUCCUUCUGUCAGCCUAAUAAAGGCUGAGGCAUUCUGCCAAAUUAGCACUUCAGUUAAAAUGAAAAUUGGGCUACAAAUGUUUGGUCUAAAACUGAAUUUCUUGUAAAGCAAGUAAAACAUUUAAAUUGUUGUCUGGCACUGUGGAUUGCAGAUGUAGUGCUCUUUCCUACUUCUAAACACCUAUUUCUGAUUUGUACACUGUUUGCAACUUGGCUCUCUAUGAAUAGAUUAAUAGGAAUCAAUAUCCUGUAACUCACAAGUCAUAGUAGUCAUAGCUUCUGAAUUCCCCUAUUUGUUGUCACUACUGUGUGCAUGUGUCUUUCUGUUACUGACAUAAGAGAUGUUAGAUUUAAUGUUAAUUAGAUUUAAAGGCCCAAUGAAAUACUUUUAUUAUUACCCUAAACUUUAAAAGGAGGCUAUCGACACCCCUGAGUACAUAGGUAAUAGUGCCAGCACUACUGGAAGCUGAUACUGCUCAACUGUUCCAUUUAGUGCUAUAAUCAAGUACAGAACUAGCAUCAGCAGAAGAUGCUGUCCCUCUAGAUCCAAGAACUAAUAGUGAGCCACCUGUUCAAAUACUUCUUUACAUGCUUGCUCUGAAUUGUCAGGGAGAGUAAACUCAAGUCUUGCUAAAUUAUAGUGAAUGGGACAUUGUGUAUGGUAACAACUUGUAACUACACUUUUUUUUCCUUUUUGUUAUAAGAUACCUGAAUCAGUGUACCUAAUUAAGCUGAACAGGCAGCUUGUUCAAUGUUAUAAGUAAGGAAGGUGCUAUUGCAGGUAUCUCUUUCUCCCUAGUGCAGAAUUCAUAAAUAACUGGAAAUUUUAAAAUCAGGCUUAUGAAUCUUCUUUUAAAUUAAAAAAAAAAAAAAAAAAAAAAAAAAAACUUGUUUCAGUAUUGAAACAACUCAUUCUUUUUUUAGUGAAAUGCAGCUUCACUCCAGUUUUAACUACACCCAAUUACCAAUCAAAGCAAUUUAUUGCAAUGACUGUGAUCCUAGCUCCAAAUUGCAAAAUGUGAAUGGUUCACAUUGGGACAAUCAGGAUUCACUGCUGCAGGCAGGGAAAUAACUAACUGUCCCAAUCACUUCCUUUGCAGAAUAGUUACAGAUAGAUUAGCAGAAAACUUAUAAUAUGUAGUAACCAUUUGAAUAAUUGUUUCUGUCCUUGAGAAUGCAAAAAUUUCAAGAACCUUCAGUGAAUUUUUCUGUUAGAUGUCAUCAUAUUUCCCCAGCCUUGUUUCCACUACUAACUAACCAAGGAGCCUGCUGGAACAGCACAGGCUGGGAACCUUGGGCAUUAGUUUGCAGAGCUCAGCUAUGUAUUUCAGAUGGCUCUCUGAACUAGUAUCCUGUAUAACACAGAUUCUUUCUACUCUCAUAUGCCCUUCAACACUACAGCAGAGCUUCUGAGAAAGAUUCAGUCAUCUGUUUUGAUGCUCUUGUUUUGAAUGGUAAUACAGAAGUUGCUGACAGCUGUGUAAAAUCAUUCCACCCUGAACACCUGCAAGGAAGAGAAUGGAUCAGUACCUGGGGAAUACAUAGAAAAAUAUCGGGAGUUCUUAUUGUACUGUGGCAUGAGAAAGCCUCACUUAGCUUAAUAGUGAAAACUUUAGAGUUGAAAGAUGCUUUGUUUUUCUGCCAUGAAAUUAAUGUCAGUUGUGUUUGUUUUCUUCUGUCCCUACUGUCUGGUAUACCAGAAAAACCUCUCACAGCCUUGGGGUUAAACUUCUUUGUAUAAUAUGCUGUAUUACUCACUGUGCCUUAACUGAAGGAUUAAGUUUUUUUUUGCAAACUGUAUGAAAGUGGUUACUUUCAUAAUGGUUUAAUUUUUCUGUAAAUGCAUUAAUUGGUUAUUUUAUAUUUAAUAUAAUUUUUGAACUGAAAA